Anguilla rostrata (American eel) is the source of this 1696-nucleotide messenger RNA. It is a transcript of the gene snapin, whose product is annotated as SNAP associated protein. Gene Ontology annotation, biological process: lysosome localization; intracellular protein transport; regulation of synaptic vesicle exocytosis. The coding region runs from base 21 to 410 and encodes 129 amino acids. The record is from RefSeq and is a predicted model, not a curated record. Gene Ontology annotation, cellular component: BLOC-1 complex; synaptic vesicle; BORC complex. The transcript is spliced from 4 exons. Gene Ontology annotation, molecular function: SNARE binding. NCBI's taxonomy places the organism in Eukaryota, Metazoa, Chordata, Actinopteri, Anguilliformes, Anguillidae.
CCACGGAGAGGAAGGGAAAGAUGGCAGCGCUAGCAGUUGUCGAAACGCCUUCGGGGAAAGAUGUCAUUGCGGAGGGGCUUCUCGAUCUAUUAAAACCAGCCGUGCAGCAGCUCGACUUGCAUGUGCACUCCGUCAGAGAAAGCCAGGUUGAGCUUCGGGAACAUAUUGAUAACUUGGCCACAGAGCUGUGCAGAAUCAACGAGCACCAGAAGGUGGCGCUGGACCUGGAACCCUAUGUGAAAAAGCUGCUGAACGCCAGGCGCCGGGUGGUGUUGGUCAACAACAUACUACAGAACGCCCAGGAGCGAUUGCGACGGCUGAACCAUAACGUUGCCAAGGAGACGGCGCGUAGGAAGACCAUGCUGGAGACUUCUGGAGCAUUCACCCCGCGGUCUCCCAGCAAGCCGUGACGCGAGCACCGCGGGGGCGGCGGGGGCGGCGGCCGUCGAGCGGGCCGCGCCUUUGGCGCACCGCGGACGCGAUGAUGCAACAGACGUGAAAGACCGGGGGCCCUCGCUCCCCUUGAACGCUCCGGUCUGGUCCGUCGUUGACAGAGACGCAGAAACCCUGUGCCGUGGAAGCACAGGUACACUGACAACGCCCCAUCAGGGUGCCCGUGAGGCGCUAACGUUCACUAGCCAGCCGCAAUGUGAUCAUGUGAUGUAACGCUGUCCAUGUUAAUGCAUAUGAGUACCCACGAUGCAACUGUUUGUUGUUUUUCUUUGUCCCCACUGUGCAUAUCCCCUCCCCUUAAUUACAUGUCUGUUACCUGCAGCAAAAUAAAACUCUUAAAAACACUGGCGCACAUUAAGCAACGGUUAAACGGAUAACAAGUUGGGGGAGGGAAUGAAACUCAGCAGCUGAGUUCAGCUCGUCUCCCUAAUUGACUGUAUAAGGAAGUAAGUGUUUUUAUUGAUUCAUAUGAGCACUUCGAUUUUUUCAUAAGCAUUUAGAUUAGACGUCUCCUGAAGGAGCUCUCGUGGGGUGCAGUACCUGGCUUCGGCCACAGUGGGGCAUCAUUUGCCACUGAAAAAAGGCAGGUCUUUUCUUUUUGUAACUUUGGAAGACUUUAUGAUUGCUAUUUUUUAUUUUGCUGUAAAAUAUGAAAUUCUUUAAAUAAAUAAAAAAACUUUUCAGAAGCAUACUACCAAAUGCAGGAAUCUGUUUUUAACGAGAAUCAACUGCAUAAAUCUGCGUAGCACGCAGAUUUGUGCGUCUGGUAACGGCUAUAGGGGGUAAUCCUUUCUUUGCAUGCAUCUCUGGUACAGAGAUCCAUGCGAGGGUUUUGAUUUUGAUGGAUUGGGUGUUCUUCUCUGCACUACUUGAUUCUGUCUUUCUUCAAGCAUGCUUUGAGGCCUGUAUCGAUUUUCUCUUAACACAGGCAGUGUUUGGCAUGUAGUCAAGGAUAUGGGGGGUGUGGGGGGGGGUGCAUGGGGGCAGCAGGGGGGUCCUCUGAAGCCUUUCAGCUGUGCACACAGGCAUGGGCCUUAGCGGCGAGCUACAUGCACACAGAAGGAUCGGAAUAGAGGAUGCUGGGGGAAUUCAAAACCGAGGGAUUGUUUUGUAUCCGUGUUCCAUGUAAUCGAAGGCUAGAACCGGGCCCCUGUUUUCUUAGUGUCCUGUGGUGAAUGCUGUCCGGACUUUGUCACGUUUAGCAGAUACGCAGUGUUGUGAAUAAACCCGUUGAGCCCCAUCA